Messenger RNA from Mycotypha africana, 699 nucleotides. RefSeq names its product peptidyl-prolyl cis-trans isomerase A1. Lineage: Eukaryota; Fungi; Mucoromycota; Mucoromycetes; Mucorales; Mycotyphaceae. Gene Ontology annotation, cellular component: intracellular membrane-bounded organelle. Gene Ontology annotation, molecular function: peptidyl-prolyl cis-trans isomerase activity. The transcript is spliced from 2 exons. Gene Ontology annotation, biological process: protein peptidyl-prolyl isomerization; protein folding. Bases 99 to 593 code for a protein of 164 amino acids. The record is from RefSeq and is a predicted model, not a curated record.
GAAAAAAAUUUAAUUCGAAAAGAUAAAGCAAUCAAAAGAAGAGCGCUUUCUUCUUCUUUUCUUCUUUAUAUUACUUAUCUUUGUCAAAGUAUUACAACAUGCCCAACCCCAAGGUUUUCUUCGAUGUCUCUGCUGACGGCAAGCCUGUUGGCCGUAUUGAAAUGGAAUUAAACGCUGAUGUUGUUCCCAAGACUGCUGAAAACUUCCGUGCUCUCUGUACCAUGGAAAAGGGUUACGGUUACAAGGGUUGUUCUUUCCACCGUGUCAUCCCCAACUUCAUGCUCCAAGGUGGUGAUUUCACCGACCACAACGGUACUGGUGGUAAGUCUAUCUAUGGUGCCAAAUUUGCUGAUGAAAACUUCACUCUCAAGCACACUGGUCCUGGUCUUCUUUCUAUGGCUAACGCUGGUCCCAACACCAACGGUUCUCAAUUCUUCAUCACCACUGCCAAGACUUCUUGGUUAGAUGGCAAGCACGUCGUCUUUGGUUCCGUUACCAAAGGUAUGGACGUCGUUAGAAAGAUUGAAUCUCUCGGUUCUGACUCUGGUCGCACCAAGGCCAAGAUCGUCAUUGAUAACUGUGGUCAACUUUAAAUAGCUCCUCAUUCUAAAUCAUGAGUAUUCAAGAUAUCUCAUUUCUUUUGUAUAGUCCUCUUCUUUUAUUGAAUAAAUAAGUUGUUUGUUCGGUAUGGUUUUUUUU